This is a messenger RNA of Suillus clintonianus, 1016 nucleotides long. RefSeq names its product SDHD, membrane anchor subunit of succinate dehydrogenase. Gene Ontology annotation, molecular function: ubiquinone binding; heme binding. The record is from RefSeq and is a predicted model, not a curated record. Lineage: Eukaryota; Fungi; Basidiomycota; Agaricomycetes; Boletales; Suillaceae. Gene Ontology annotation, biological process: tricarboxylic acid cycle; mitochondrial electron transport, succinate to ubiquinone. Bases 144 to 647 code for a protein of 167 amino acids. The transcript is spliced from 6 exons. Gene Ontology annotation, cellular component: membrane; mitochondrial envelope.
AUUCCCGCCGUUGAACACGCUCGGAUAUAACCGGAAUCAUGUGAUUGGCUAGCGGCUUUAUCCUCAACGCUCAUCCGCGCCCCGCACUGUGCACACGACUUUUCUCGCACUACUUUCCUCAGGGUUUGACACCACCAGCGACAAUGGCUUCGUCCAUGCUCCUUCACUCAACGCUGCCCAGAACCUUUGCUUCCGCGACUGGACGUAAUAUCCUGCGAUCUGCGUUGCAAGUGAGAGCGGCAAGCUCGACUACUCAGUAUGUACCAGGCGGACCUAUCAUAAAGGGCACCGUCAAUGACCCUACGGAGUUCCCUCCUCCAUCAAGAACGCAUGGGUCGUAUCACUGGGCAUUUGAGCGCCUUCUUGCGGCCUCCCUUGUUCCCAUGACGGCGGCCGCUUUUGCGACCUCUGGAUCAUGUUACCCCGUCCUCGACGGACUGCUUGGUCUCAGCUUGGUGAUGCACUCUCAUCUUGGGUUUGACUCGAUGAUUGUGGACUAUGUGCACCCGCGCAAAUUUCCCAUCCUUGGACCUGUCAUGACCUGGACACUGAGAUCAGCCACGGUUGGCGUGCUCGUUGGCGUUUAUCAGUUCAACACAAAUGACAUUGGUUUGACGGAGUUGAUUGCGAAGGUCUGGACAGCAUAAGAUUAUUAGACGACGAAGAACACUAAAAGAUGUUGAGAGUAGUAGAUAUUCACAAUAUUUAACUGGUGACCAGCCUUCGCCGUUAAGACGCAAGUUCAAACCAUCAAGCUCGCCGCGCUUGAACAGUGGUUGUCAGAAGAGAGAUGGUCAGUAUGCAUCUUCCUCCGCAAUACUUAUCCUCCGGCACUGCCAAUAACCGCCAUUGAUGUUCGGUCGUGACUCGAAGUUCCCUCGCGAAAUUUGGCCCGCCGCAUUUCUAGCUGUUGACUUCUUGGAAUAGCUGUACGCCCUCCGAACCAUGGGUAGACACAUAUGUCGAAGGCCUGAGCUGGCGGAGGGUGCUAUAUGGCGACCUCAGGUGCAGUUUUU